Molecule: messenger RNA, 1062 nt
Organism: Fonsecaea erecta
Lineage: Eukaryota; Fungi; Ascomycota; Eurotiomycetes; Chaetothyriales; Herpotrichiellaceae
Product: guanine nucleotide-binding protein subunit alpha
Exons: 5
Coding region: 1-1062 (353 amino acids)
Biological process (GO): G protein-coupled receptor signaling pathway
Cellular component (GO): heterotrimeric G-protein complex
Molecular function (GO): G protein-coupled receptor binding; GTPase activity; G-protein beta/gamma-subunit complex binding
Source: RefSeq, a predicted model, not a curated record
AUGGGGUGCGGUGCCAGCAAGGAAGAUACCGCCGGGAAGGCAAGAAACGAUGAAAUCGACAAUCAACUCAAGAGGGACAAGAUGGCCCAGCGCAAUGAGAUCAAAAUGCUCUUACUCGGCGCUGGUGAAUCUGGAAAGUCUACAAUUCUCAAGCAGAUGAAGCUCAUCCAUGAGGGCGGUUACUCGCGUGACGAACGCGAAUCAUUCAAAGAGAUCAUCUACUCCAACACCGUUCAGUCCAUGCGUGUCAUACUUGAGGCCAUGGAGUCGCUGGAGCUGCCCCUGGAUGACCAACGAGCCGAAUACCAUGUCCAGACCAUCUUCAUGCAACCACCACAAAUAGAAGGGGACAGCCUGCCCCCCGAGGUGGGCGCGGCCAUCAAGGCCCUGUGGCACGAUGCUGGCGUUCAGGAAUGCUUUAAACGGUCAAGAGAGUAUCAGUUGAACGAUUCGGCACGAUACUAUUUCGAUUCUAUUGACCGUAUUGCCGCCCACGACUACCUCCCGAACGACCAAGAUGUUCUCCGAUCUCGAGUCAAGACAACUGGUAUCACUGAGACCACCUUCAUCAUUCAGGACCUCACAUACCGCAUGUUUGACGUGGGUGGACAACGAUCUGAGCGAAAGAAAUGGAUCCACUGCUUCGAAAACGUCACCACCAUCCUCUUCUUGGUUGCCAUUUCAGAAUACGAUCAGUUGCUCUUUGAAGAUGAGACGGUCAACAGAAUGCAAGAGGCGCUCACACUGUUCGACAGCAUUUGCAAUUCUCGAUGGUUCAUCAAGACCAGCAUCAUCUUGUUCCUCAAUAAAAUCGACCGAUUCAAGGAGAAGUUGCCUGUUAGCCCGAUGCAAAAUUACUUCCCUGAUUACGAAGGUGGUCCCGAUUAUGCCGCCGCCUGCGAUUAUAUCCUGAACCGAUUCGUGUCGCUCAACCAAGCAGAGACCAAGCAGAUCUACACGCACUUUACCUGCGCCACAGACACCACACAGAUAAGAUUCGUGAUGGGAGCGGUCAACGACAUCAUCAUUCAAGAGAACCUUCGGAUGUGCGGUCUCAUAUGA